AUGCCUCGCCCUCGCUCUCUCCGCUCCCAGGCGCUGUCCCCCAGGCGAGAGAACUCCCGGCCACCGUCUCCCACAUUCUCCGAGGCUACCAAUGCUUCCGUUCUCAAUUUCGGGCCCGAUGGUCCCUCGAAGAUUAUCACCAGAGCCCACCUGAAGAAUAGCAUUCAGGGAUAUGAAGAUUUGCUCACCAAGUGUGCGGCUUAUCGCUCUGCACUCAUGACGAUGUCUCGGGCGACGGCUGGGUUUGCGGAUGCCAUGGGUUCUUGUGCGGGGUUGAAGGGCCCCACGUACGAAUCCGGAACACGAAUGCAGGCCGCAUCGGGCUUGCACCAUCUCAUGAGCAACCACUUCCAUGUACUUGCGGAGACCCUCGACAAGCAAUUCGAGAAGCCACUGCGACAGCAUCUCGAGAAUUAUCGCUCUGUCGUCACUGAACGGUCAAACACGUAUGAGAGGGCGCUCCGUGAGAAGAGCAACAUCAUUCGGGAGACGGAGAUGGGAAAUCUCAAGAAGAAGGGCCGAAACCUGCAAACAUUCAGAGAAGCACUGACUAUCUUGCAGCGGCAAGUUGACGAGCUAGAUGAGCUCAAGGCUCAACAUUACGAGGAGAUCAUCGACCAUGAGGAAGAGGUCUGGGAUUUUGUGCAAGGCAAGGUCUGCCUGGCAGUUCGAUCUACUAUGGAUGUUUUCGACAGGCUGACGAGCAAAGCCUCCGAUCCUGUCAUUGAGCCAAUGCUACAAACCGUCCCGGACCCGUUCGAUUCCUACGGUCCUGCCCCAGCCGAAGACCAGAUUUUCACCAUCCUGCAACCUCUAUCUGUAAUUGCCAACGCCCCAUCGACUUCAUCAACGGCCAGUCCUCUGACUGCAUCCACGCCCGAUCUUGAGGGCAGUGAUGGUGGGCCAUCAAACAACAGCUCCUGGGCACCGACAACGGGCGGCUUCUUCCCCGAUGCCAGCGCUGCGUGGGCAGAUGUAGCGUCGCCAGCUACCUCACCACCGCGCUCCCGAACAAUAUCGACCCCUGUUUCCCCGGCACGCUCCGCCUCCCCUCAAGCCGUAGACGCGACUGUCGGCGCGUCACCACCAUCGCAUGGGCGGAGGCAUUCUUACCCUGCAGCCCCAUCUGCCUCGACCUCAGGCCGCAAGUCUGAGUCAAAGCUACGCAGUGUCCUCUCUGUAAUCGAUGAGAGCCACCCGCGGCCAAACGGCCAAGCAGAGGAACCGCCAGAUAUGGGGGAGGCUGACUUGCCCGGUAAUCGCCCUGCCUCUCCUACGCUCAACGGCAAGGGCAGGGCAGAUGCUGAUUCGCAAUGGGCUACGUUCAGCUUUCCUCAUGCAUACUCGGCCAGCACCAGUAGUGAUGUGACGCCGCGCAACUCGACGUUCAUCAGUGGUAUCUCACCGUCUGUAACGCCACAAGGCGGUGGGACGCCCCGCGUCGAACGGAGUCGAAGUCCACUAUCCGACGAUACCGCUAUACCCAUCACGACGUAA
Fomitopsis serialis is the source of this 1497-nucleotide messenger RNA. RefSeq lists its product as uncharacterized. Gene Ontology annotation, cellular component: fungal-type vacuole membrane. Lineage: Eukaryota; Fungi; Basidiomycota; Agaricomycetes; Polyporales; Fomitopsidaceae. The record is from RefSeq and is a predicted model, not a curated record. The coding region runs from base 1 to 1497 and encodes 498 amino acids. The transcript has 7 exons. Gene Ontology annotation, molecular function: phospholipid binding. Gene Ontology annotation, biological process: vacuole fusion, non-autophagic.